Molecule: messenger RNA, 3448 nt
Organism: Cucumis melo (muskmelon)
Lineage: Eukaryota; Viridiplantae; Streptophyta; Magnoliopsida; Cucurbitales; Cucurbitaceae
Exons: 7
Coding region: 348-3029 (893 amino acids)
Source: RefSeq, a predicted model, not a curated record
UACUUUUUGCGUCGACACAUUCCUAUUCAUGAUUGCAUCCAACGAACGACGCCAUUUCUAAUUUCUUCUUUCCUUCCUUAAUUUUUCCACUAAACACCCUCCUUUCUUUUAACUGCACUUCCUCACUCCCCGCCGGCGCCCUUUUUCCGUUCAACUUCCGUCCCCAUUUCCUCCUCUCUUCUCUCUACGUGUUAGCUUUGUUCUUGAUCUUCUGUUUGAUUACUUCCGAGGAUUUCAUUUGAGCUAAUUGUUUAACCAAGCAGUUAAAACAAGAACAUUGAGAUCGAUUUAUACAGAAUAUGAAAGAACCAAGAAAGUGAUGGCGCCAUGGUAGUUAUACAAGCUGCAUGGGAGGCUUAUUAUAUCCUCUUGACUUUAAUCACAGAAGCAUGGCCAAGAAAAUUUUUAAUCAAAAGAGACGUCGUGGUGGACUGGAAACCCCUCGUAAUAGCCUGGAACUACAGAUGGAGAGUUCCCAAAACUAUUGUGCUGUAGAAGAAAUACCGUACUCCUAUCAAAUCGAUGAAGUGUUUUCUGACAAGGACUAUUUAAAAAAUGAGGCUUCAAUGAAGAAAUUAAUCGAUAGGGAAAUAUCCACGCGCACAAAUGUCAAACAUAAUGGACCAAGCAUUGUUGCUCGACUCAUGGGGAUGGAUAUGUUGCCCUUAGAUGCUAAAGAUGUAGUUGAGCUAAGUGACAAGAGGCAUAAUAGCAAGGGAGUCAAGACUUCAAAUAAAGAAAGCAAUGGCAGGGGCUUGCAUUUUCUUGCAUCCUCCAAAUCAAAUCAUUCAAAGCAAAUGGACCUGCACUCAUCUUAUCAUGAUAAUGACAAGGAUGCUGAUCGUGAUGACUGGAGCAGUGAUCAGAAGAUGGGAAAAUCACACCGUCGGGAACAUCCUCAGGAGGAGGAAUUACAAAAGUUCAAAAAAGAAUUUGAAGCAUGGCAAGCUGCAAGGUUUAGGGAGUGCUCAAGGGUUAUUGAAGUUAGUAGCAUCAAUAGACGGUCACUUAAACAGGAAGGCCUUGCCAAGGAGAAGAUAACAAUAAAUGCAAACACAAGGAGAACAUCAAGCCAGAAGGUCUCAGCGGAACCCAAAGGUUCAACAGUGGAGAUGAAAUCAUAUAGAAGUAUUGGUCUAGAUGAUUGCGUUAAGAGGGAAACAUUCCCAGCUGAGCAGAGGGGAACCUUUUCUUUGAGAAGCAAAUCAAUGGAUGCAGAUUUUGAACACCCUUGCCUGAUUAGCUAUGAUCAGAAAGACAAAUCGCAUGGCCCAACAAAGAUUGUCAUUCUGAAGCCUGGUCCUGAUAAGAUGUGCGUCCAUGAAGAGCACUGGAAAAAUUCCUCAGGGAACUUAGGAGAAAGAGUGAGUAUUGAAGAUUUUCUUGAUGAGGUCAAGGAGCGGCUGAGAUGCGAAUUGCAAGGGAAAACUUUUAAAAAGGGUUAUACAGUUCGUGGAAGUGGAAUAGAAACGCCAUAUAGUGAGAGGCCUUCUCACAGAAGACAAAUAGCUCAGAACAUAGCCACACAGGUUAGAGAUAGUGUCACAAGAGACAUUGGAAUAAAUUUACUCCGUUCAGAAUCCACAAGAUCAUACAACAGUGAAGUUCAAUUUAUUGGGUUAGAUUCCCCAGAAUUCGUAAACAAAGACACCAGAAGAUUGUUGUCAGAGAGACUGAGAAAUGUUCGAAGCAAAGAUCCAGACCUUGAUAGUGGCAGCUCUAGGUCAUCUGUAUGUGAUCAUGAGAGAGUUAUGAACCAAGUAGAAACUACUUUGACAAAUGGAAAACAUACAGAUUAUUGGGAAGUACUCAGAGAUGCUGAAGAAAUACAAACUAGAUCUUUCAGGCAUGAGGCGAACCAAAAUGAGGUUCUUCCCAAAGAACUAUCUCCUAGGAAUCUCACCAGGUCAUUAUCAGCUCCAGUGUCAGGAACGUCAUUCGGGAAGCUUCUUCUGGAGGACCGGCACAUUUUAACUGGUGUCCACAUUCAGAGAAAACAUGAAGCAGGUGAUCAUGUGGCCAUGAGUAGCAAAAAGCAGAAGAAAGAGAGGUUUAAUUUUAAAGAAAAGGUUUCCAAUUUCAGAUAUAAUUUCACUCUUAGAGGGAAGCUGUUUGGCAGAAAGACGCAAUCGAUUAGCGGAUUACAUAGUGCCAAUCUAUACUCUUCCAAAGACAUCUUGAGUGGACCAACCGUUGUAAUGAACUCUGGAGAGCGCCACGAAAGGGAGAAUUUCACUGAGGUGCCUCCGAGUCCUGCUUCUGUGUGCAGCAGUGUCCAAGAAGAGUUCUGGAAGUUAUCUGACCAUCAGAGUCCAAUAUCAACUUCAGAUGUAACUCCUAGAGAAGAGAACUGUGUUUCCCAGGUCUUUAGGGAGAUAAGCUCUAACUUGAAAGAACUUCGAAGACAGCUGAAUCAACUUGAUUCGGAUGAUAUUGAGGACAAAGUGGAACAGCAGCCUGUUGAGUCCGAAAUCACAAAACUUGAAGAUCCAGCAGAAGCUUACAUACGAGAUCUUCUUAUUGUUUCUGGUAUGUAUGAUGGAUCAACAGAUAACAACUUUACACGAAAUAACGCAGCUACAAAGCCUAUCAGUGAUGCAAUCUUUGAGGAAGUGGAAGAAGCAUAUAGAAAAUCGGAGACCAAAAAUGAAAUCAUUGGGAAGGAGCAGAGUGAAAAUAGUGUAGAUCACAAAAUGUUAUUUGAUCUUUUGAACGAAGCACUUCCAAUCGUACUUGCACCAUGUUUAACAUUGUCCAAAUUUAAAAGAAAAGUUAUUAACUCCUCUAUGCUACCACGGCCAUUGUUCGGAAAAAAACUAUUGGAUCCUGUAUGGGACGUCAUCCGCAAAUUUAUACACCCUUCAACUGAUAGAUCUUAUUACUUGCUUGAUGGGGUUAUGGCUCGAGAUUUAAAUUCAACACCAUGGUCCUCAUUAGUGGAUGAUGAGGUUAACACGACAGGGAGGGAGGUUGAAGCUCUGAUCAUGAAGGAUUUGGUUGAAGAAAUUGUGAAGGAUUUGCUAAAAUGAUGCCGCAGAGUUUUAAUUCUCAGGACACUGACCUUAUGCUACCACUUGGAGUGGACAGAAAUUGCAUGGAAAUCAAAUAUAUUGAGGAUACCACGCUUGAUAUUCACCCGAAAUAUACCUUUUUUUGAGUUUCUUUUUACGUACAUAUGAUUUGUUAAUGCAGAUUGGCUUCAAGUGAAGGUGUUAUUCAGAUGUAGAUGACUCUUUUCCGAUGUCAAUUAUCAUAACUUGUAAAGGAAAGUUAACAUGAUAUUUCUCUCUGCAGUUUGUGCCCGACUCUUGCCCUUUGCCAUAAUUUGUAAUAUCCAGCGUCAGAAAACUUAAACAAUCAGCUGCCGCAAGUUCCAAUGUUCGGUUGCUACGACAAAAGGUAUAACUCGUACAAAUAAUUGAAGUUUAUGCCGUGUAUUUAUUCCUUC